Molecule: messenger RNA, 1393 nt
Organism: Actinia tenebrosa (Australian red waratah sea anemone)
Lineage: Eukaryota; Metazoa; Cnidaria; Anthozoa; Actiniaria; Actiniidae
Biological process (GO): RNA methylation
Cellular component (GO): mitochondrion
Molecular function (GO): rRNA (uridine-2'-O-ribose)-methyltransferase activity
Source: RefSeq, a predicted model, not a curated record
AAUAACUUUUUUUUAAACAAAAAAUAUUUCAUGCUUCGAAAAUKUUUUAACCCUGCUUUCAAAAUAAGACAUCUCUUUAUUUCAAGGAAUAUUUAUAUUUCCUGCCAUAAAUUGCAGAAGAAUCCAAGUUCAUCCAGAUGGAUACAGCGACAUAUAAAUGACCCAUAUGUUAAAUAUGCAGCUCGUGAUGGUUAUCGCUGUAGAAGUGCUUAUAAAUUAAUUGAAUUAGAUGAUAAAUUCCAUUUUUUACAACCUGGAAAGGUUGUGGUUGAUUGUGGAGCUAGUCCAGGUUCUUGGACACAAGUUGCUGUGAAAAAAGUUCUGCGCACUAGAAAAGGUUCAAGUGCUACUAGCAAAGGAUUGGUUAUUGGGUUAGAUCUACUUGACAUAAAAGAAAUCCCUGGUGCAAUAUUACUCAGCAGUCAUGAUUUUACAAGUAAAGAAACACAAGAGAAAGUACUUUCUUUACUUCCAAGUACUGGAGCUGAUGUGAUCCUAAGUGAUAUGGCUCCUAAUUCCACAGGUAAUCACUCUCUUGAUCAUGAAGCAAUUCUGGACUUAACAGAAACCGUCUUUCAUUUUGCAACUAAAACACUGGCUGAGAAAGGAACCUUCUUAUGUAAGCUAUGGGAUGGUCGAGGAACGGAGGAUUUUAUUCGAAUGUUACGGAACAAUUUCAAGGCUGUUAAGAAAUGCAAGCCUCGAGCAAGCAGAAAUGAAUCUUCGGAACUCUACCUCUACGCUGAUGGAUUUUCACUUCGGGAUUGAGCGGCUCAUUUUUAUGUUCUGCUAGCAGGAUAAACCCUCCAAGGCGAAAUAGUAAGCCAGAGAUCUUCACCUUCGAUGAACAAGACAUUCACGCCAUGUCUUCGAACGGGAAAUAUCCGUUACACGCAGUUAAAGAAUUAGAAAGUCCUUUGUACCACUGAUUCCACCAAGCGUCAAACCCCAACAAGCCUACAAACUGGUAUCCUAUACUGAAUUCAAAAUACAGUCUUUGAAAAGUAAAAAAAACCAAAAAACUCCCCAUUCAUCACUGACAACCUAUAAAAGAAUUUUGAGAUUCAGUGAAGAACGUGCAAACAAACAAAAAUUUACAAUGUGCCAAGCAAUUACCAAGUAUUUGAAAUUUAUAUCUUUAAUAAUGGCUGACCCAGCACUCUUCCAAGAAAUAAAACCUUGUAUACCUUCUUUAGGUAUAGGAACUUUCAACACAUAGCUAAAAAAGUUAAAAACCCCUGUUAGAAAUCAGUUUGAUUUGAAAGAAUAUUCAGUUUUUACUUCCUAACUUUAACUGAAUUUAAACAGUUUGACAGAUACACCUUCAUUUCAGUAAAAUGUUUGUAUCCUUCAGGAUGGAAGGCCGUGAAAUAAAGUUUUUUCUAUACUCAUA